AUGUCGAGUGGUUUGUAUGCGGCGUACCAGCGGCAAGAGCGGCUACGGCUGAAGCGCCAUCGAUCGGAGAAUCGUGAAUAUACUCGUAGUACAAGACAGAAGACAAGUCAGUCGCAAAAUAUCCUGUCUCUCAUUUUCCAGGUUACUGACGAGAACGUCGAGCUGAGUAUGAGGCUCAACCUGGCCGUGGAACUAAGAGAAAAGAUGUUUCGACUAUAUGUGGAUGAGGUCGUGGAAUUGAUGAGAACGCAGCAUCCUCUGGUUAUGAAACUCGCAAAUGCACUGCUGCGCACAGCCUACGUUCCAUUGCAGCAGUUGUUCUUCAUGUCGUUGACGAGUUUACUCAGUACUCUGAAUUCCGGGCGCAGUGAGCAGACUACCAUUGUGCGAGAGCGUGUUUGUGACAGUAUAGGACAUUUAGACGCAGUUUUGCUCAUCGCUUUGUCAGUGGAUGACGUUGUUGGAGUGAUCGACCCGGGAAAAGCGUUGUGGGUGCGGGAGCAAGUGAACGCGCUGAAUAGAAGCACCAAGGUAUGUCGAACGUACAUUGUACGGAAGUGUUGGAUCUCUUCUUGUGGGAAAGACAAGAUGAUGCCAACUACAGUUGACAAAUGGCUUGAUUUUGGGGAAACCAUGCUGACAUUUUACCACCAGCUACCACUGGAGACCAUUCUGUAUAACAUUCCGUAUACGUGUCUGGAGACACUUGAGUUCGACGAAACCAUAACCUUAGCGCUAAUCUUCGUCAAACAGGAUUUUACCGAGUUUAAAGAUACUCUAUGUUCGAUGAAACCUGAAGGAGUCAAGAUUCUAUCUACCCCAGAUCUUGAACGGCGAGUACUUCAUUCUGUUGAAUAUCUGAUCCGAUUUUGUUUAUAUUCGACCACCGGCGCAACCCACGGCAACAACUUUUCAGCAUCGCGUCGUAGCUAA
This is a messenger RNA of Phytophthora nicotianae INRA-310, 933 nucleotides long. RefSeq lists its product as hypothetical. NCBI's taxonomy places the organism in Eukaryota, Oomycota, Peronosporomycetes, Peronosporales, Peronosporaceae. The record is from RefSeq and is a predicted model, not a curated record. The transcript is spliced from 5 exons. Bases 1 to 933 code for a protein of 310 amino acids.